Sapajus apella (tufted capuchin) is the source of this 3226-nucleotide messenger RNA. It is a transcript of the gene CHN1, whose product is annotated as chimerin 1. The transcript is spliced from 14 exons. NCBI's taxonomy places the organism in Eukaryota, Metazoa, Chordata, Mammalia, Primates, Cebidae. The coding region runs from base 1134 to 2513 and encodes 459 amino acids. Gene Ontology annotation, biological process: regulation of small GTPase mediated signal transduction; positive regulation of GTPase activity; ephrin receptor signaling pathway. Gene Ontology annotation, molecular function: ephrin receptor binding; GTPase activator activity. The record is from RefSeq and is a predicted model, not a curated record.
CAGCUUUUCAAGAACAUCUUUUGGCUGACAAUCUCAAGGUGGUGUAUGGCUCCUCAUGGCAGAGACAGAGGUGAGGAGAGACCAUCCCAGAAAGCAGGAUGUUGCCAGUGAUUGUGAGACAAAUACAAGAAGCUCAGGGGAACAAUCUUUUGUGGCAAAUAAGUGCCAGUCAGUGACACAUGCUGAUUUUUCUUCCUUGAGACGAUAUCAAAGAGGUAUAACGUAAAGGGAAGAAAAUCAGGUGUAAGCAUCGGCCUUUUAACAAAUUAUUUUAGGUAAUCUCAGGUGGUUUUAAACGACUCCUCUUUCCUAAUGUGUGACAAUUUCAUCAGAACUACUGGCCGCUCAUAAGUCCAAACGGAGAGGAAAGCAGCAUUCAGUGCCUGUUCCUUCAUGAGCCUUGAAGCUUCAAGUCACCGGCUCCAGCUUCAGUGAGUCCGAAGGGCGCCAGGAGGAGAAAUAUGUCCUCACGCGCACCAGGUCCCCAGAUGACCCUGCCCGGGCACUGCAUUCACGCAGCAUCCUCCCGUGACUCUUCCUCUUUCUAGUAACAGCCAGUUUUCUCCUCUGCGCCUCCUCAAAUUCCAUUCAAGAAAAAGCCUGGGCUUUCAGCUACUGCCCCGCUCCAUCUCCGCUCUGGGCGGCCGCCUCCAGGGGGCCGCGGGCGUCUCCUCGCCGCCCGGGGAAUAAGGGCGCACCCCCGUGCCCCCGCGCGCUCCCGUUGCCAUGGGAACGGAACUCGGCCAGGGAGCCCGAGAGAGAGGCUGGAGGCUGCGGCGCGGCAGAGCUCGUGGGAGACGCUAUCGCAAGAUGGCGUCUGCGAGGCAGCGGGAUGCGGAGUGAGCGCGCCCCGCCGGGGACUGUGCGAGACUACUGCUUUCCCCGUCGCCGCCGCCGCCGCCGCCGCCACUGCGGCGCCGCCUCUCCGCCUGCCACUGCGCCGCGGCCAAGCCUCCCGCCUCGCAGCGGCCCCCGCGUCCCGGCCUGCAGCCUCCCCGAGUGCCGGCGCCCCCGGCACGCCCCGUCGGGCACCCCACUCCCUCCGAGGUGUGAGCGCGGUGGGCCGAUGAGGUGAUCCUCAGCCCGCCUGGGAGGAGCGCGUGGACUCGCGGGCGGCGGCGAACGUCUUUACAAUGGCCCUGACCCUGUUUGAUACAGAUGAAUAUAGACCUCCUGUUUGGAAAUCUUACCUAUAUCAGCUGCAACAGGAAGCCCCUCAUCCUCGAAGAAUUACCUGUACUUGUGAGGUAGAAAACAGACCAAAGUAUUAUGGAAGAGAGUUUCAUGGCAUGAUCUCCAGAGAAGCAGCUGACCAGCUCUUGAUUGUGGCUGAGGGGAGCUACCUCAUCCGGGAGAGCCAGCGGCAGCCAGGGACCUACACUUUGGCUUUAAGAUUUGGAAGUCAAACCAGAAACUUCAGGCUCUACUACGAUGGCAAGCACUUUGUUGGGGAGAAACGCUUUGAGUCCAUCCACGAUCUGGUGACUGAUGGCUUGAUUACUCUCUAUAUUGAAACCAAGGCAGCAGAAUACAUUGCCAAGAUGACGAUAAACCCAAUUUAUGAGCACAUAGGAUACACAACCUUAAACAGAGAGCCAGCAUACAAAAAACAUAUGCCAGUCCUGAAAGAGACACAUGAUGAGAGAGAUUCUACAGGCCAGGAUGGGGUGUCAGAGAAAAGGUUGACAUCACUUGUUAGAAGAGCAACUCUGAAAGAAAACGAGCAAAUUCCAAAAUAUGAAAAGAUUCACAAUUUCAAGGUACAUACGUUCAGAGGGCCACACUGGUGUGAAUACUGUGCCAACUUUAUGUGGGGUCUCAUUGCUCAGGGAGUGAAAUGUGCAGAUUGUGGUUUGAAUGUUCAUAAGCAAUGUUCCAAGAUGGUCCCAAAUGACUGUAAGCCAGACUUGAAGCAUGUCAAAAAGGUGUACAGCUGUGACCUUACAACGCUCGUGAAAGCACACACCACUAAGCGGCCGAUGGUGGUAGACAUGUGCAUCAGGGAGAUUGAGUCUAGAGGUCUUAAUUCUGAAGGACUAUACCGAGUGUCAGGAUUUAGUGACCUAAUUGAAGAUGUCAAGAUGGCUUUCGACAGAGAUGGUGAGAAGGCAGAUAUUUCUGUGAACAUGUAUGAAGAUAUCAACAUCAUCACUGGUGCACUUAAACUGUACUUCAGGGAUUUGCCAAUUCCACUCAUUACAUAUGAUGCCUACCCUAAGUUUAUAGAAUCUGCCAAAAUUAUGGAUCCUGAUGAGCAAUUGGAAACCCUUCAUGAAGCACUGAAACUACUGCCACCUGCUCACUGCGAAACCCUCCGAUACCUCAUGGCACAUCUAAAGAGAGUGACCCUCCAUGAAAAGGAGAAUCUUAUGAAUGCAGAGAACCUUGGAAUCGUCUUUGGACCAACCCUUAUGAGAUCUCCAGAACUAGACGCCAUGGCUGCAUUGAAUGAUAUACGGUAUCAGAGACUGGUGGUGGAGCUGCUUAUCAAAAACGAAGACAUUUUAUUUUAAAUUUUUAAUUUGAGGGGAAAAGAAAUGUUUUACAGAUGAAGGAAUGUUUUAUAGUAAUUUAAUUGGCUCCUAUAGCUGCAUUAUUUCUUGAUUAGAGGUUUGGGCAUAUAACCAGAUUUAAAAUGAAGGAACUUUCUGUUGUUUUUGUAGCGCCGCUCAGCUGUCUUGUAAAACAGUGAACACACGCUUUCCGGUUCUAGUAAUCCUGGGUGUUUAUCAUGUUCAGAGACACUCAAGCUAUUGCAUGAUUAGCCCCCUAUCUGGCAAGGAAACCCCAUACAGAAGAAACAACAAACCUGCACCUGCACCGCCUCUGCGUCCUGGGUAGCCUGUGGUUGUAAUCCAGCAUGUUUCACAGAGUAAGCCUGUUGUGACUUUGCUUUUGGGGUCUAUGUCAUUGGUUUCUGAUGCUUGUAUAAACAUGCACACACAAAUGGAUAAAACAGCACCUCCCUGGCUGUUGCAUUACCAUAGACCAUAUCAUAUGACUAUGUUUUGCAAAUGAUUUCUGGUUUCUCUUAGUUCUUCUCUAACAUAGUACUUUCUUUCCAGCAAAAUCAAAAUGUGUUUUCAGAUUUGUUACUUUAGUAAGUUAUUCAUACCAAUAAAAAAUGUACAACACAGCAUUUUCUGUUAAAUUAUUAUUGGUUUUUAGUUGUAAUUUUGUAUUUUUUCUGGCAUGCAUUUAAUUUAUUAAAUUGGCUUUUAGAAAU